GGGCUGUCGAAAGCGGCACUACCGUUGUGUUGCGGCGGCCGGGGUGUUGCGGCAAUUACCGGGGUGUUGCGGCGGUGACCUGGGUGUUAUGGUGGUGGUCGGAUUUGCCAAUUUCGAACUUCUAUUUCAUAUUUUUACAACGCCACAGGUACUCUGCAAAACGUUUGAAGAAACCAGAUCCAAAACCAAACUUGCAAACACGGGACAAUACAUAGACAUUAAGUGGUCAGUAAACAGACAAUAAGUUCUAAUAAUAGUUCAAUAGCAGGCAAUACAUAGACAUUAAGUAGUCAUUAAACAGACAAUAAAUUUUGAUAAUAGCUCAAUAGCAGAGCAGGUCACGUAAAACAGUAAGUGAAGGGUAAAAUUGGAUGUUUAAAAUCCAGUUUUCAAAAAUAGAACUACAUGGCUCUUACGCAAGGAAAAAACGUACGUAGGUCCCAAUUUUAAAAAGGAGCUAUGAUUUGAUCCUACCAAGUGCAAAUUUCUGGCGGAAAUAAAGAUUUAACUCAUGUAACAUGUGUCGUUAUAGAUAAUUCAGUAAUUCUAAUAGAAAAUAUCAAUUAUGCUAUUAGUAACUCAUUUAGUAGAUAGGGAAAAUAAAUGUUUUGGGUUUUGUCUCUUUGAAGGGAGUGUUGUUGAUGUUAAAUUUUGUUAAUGGAUAAUAAUAAAACUAACCCUCAAUCACAUAGAAUAAAUCAAAGAUGCCUUGAUUUUUCGCAUGGUCUAAGUCUCCUUCUUGCUGCAAAAUCAUCACCGUUUCCUUGAGAUAAAACCAAAUAUAUAAAAGUCGGACUCCAUUUGUCCUGUUCUCUCUAGAUAUGUUGGAUCUUGUUUUGACUCGUAUGAUUAUGGGUUCUCCUUUCUUGACAAGCUUAAGAAAGCAAACCUCUAUGUUAGCUUUUGUUUGCAAAUUUUAAAAGCUAUCAAGUGGUUUGCUUGAUGAUGGAUGAGAUCUUUGGUAUACAAUCAAACUUGUAUAUUAUGUUUUAAUAAAAUUACACCAAAUGGUUAGCAAUAAAUCAUGCAUAGCAAUAUUUUGAAUAUGCUAGAUUAAACAUGUCGUUAUGUUGUAUCCACUUUUCUGCUUUUUUUUUCUUGUUUCUUUUUUUGCUUUUUCUCCACAUUUGAUUUGGAACUGGUUAGUGGUUAUAAAUUAGAAUGCACGUACAGUUUUGCUUCAAUUUAAGAAAUCCUUUAAACUAUGGUGUUUUUACAUAGUACACAAUAAGAUCUUAUUCUUUCUUGAAUGAUUCUUGUUUUAUUUAUCUCUAAUUUAUUUAUAUGUAUGUGUAAAAGUGAAAAUAUCAAUUGUCCUCGAUCACGAUCCAAGUGGCUUCAUGCAAACUUCAGAUUCUUUUAAUCUCAUUUGAAAGUAUAACAUUUGUAUAUAACAUUGGGCAUUUAUCCACUCGCGCAACGCGCGUAUAAAAAACUAGUUACUAUAUAAAAUUAAAACAAUGGAUAUAACUCUCAAUUGUAUAUUUAUGUCAUAAUAAUUACGUAGUACCUAUUAUAAUCUAUCUCUUAAGCAUUUGAGAUAUUCUAACACUCAUUCUAAUUUGUAUCUAGCAGCAUUGAAUUAUGGAGUAAUAGUGAAGAGUACGUUAGGGUGGAAUAAUCCACAACUUUAACUAACACUAUUACAAAUUAAAGAGUUAUUUCAAUUUAAGAAGUACGUAUGUUAUUAAUUGAAACACUUUUUCUCCGUGCAUAAACUCCCUUCGUUCCUAUAUAAAGGUCCCCAACAUACAUAUUUUAGAUACUUUUUGGUAUAUCUCUAGAACUAGAAUGUAGGAGAAAAUGUGUCUAAAAUGAAUGGGGACUUUAAGGGGAAAAAAGCAUGUUAAACACUUUCAUAUAGUUCUAGAUGAGAAAAGCAUUUGAGAUAUACGCAGUACUAAAGGAGUGUUUGGGGUUGCUUAAAAAAAGCACUUUUCAGCUUUUGACUUAAAAAAAGUUAAAAAGAGUGUUUUCAAAUGACAGCUUCUGCUUAAAUUAAUCACUUAAAAGCUAAAAGCUGGAAGCAGGUAGAAGGGUGCUUUAAACAGCUUCUCACUUUUUCUAUUACACAAAAAGUACUUAUUUUACCAAACAUUACCAACUUUUACUUUUUCAGAAUCACUUUUUUCUCAAACACUACCAACUUUUAGUAUUAAUCACUUUUCUCAAAAUCACUUUAAAAAAUCACUUUUUUAAAGUUGAAGCAAUUGCAAACACUCCCUAAAUAUUGUAAGCACUUUUUUGUGUCAUCACUUUUUCUCUUACAUUCUAGUUCAUAGAUAGAUAAAUUCAACUUUUAGUAACUAAUAGCUUAAACUUUCAAGAUUGACCAUGAAUUAACCUCAGCUCCUAUAUACAAGCUGGUAAUAAGGUCUUAACAUAACUAACAAUUCAACAAAGAAUUAUUAUUACUCCCUUCUACGCCCGAGUCAUAUUCUCGUCCAUGUGGUACGUACUUGCAUGGUCUUCCCUUCUCUCAUCUCCUAGACUUACUCAACAUACGACCCCAUAUUUCUUGCCUACUCUUUUGCUUUUGAUCUCUUUGUACGUACGUACUUUCUUCUAGCUUCUUCUUCAAACCCACCCUUUUUCCUUUCUUCUCAAUUCUUCUUCUAAUCUCAUCACUAAUUUCUUUGCUUUCUUGACUUUAUUUAUUGUGUGCUUACUAUAGAUUAAAUAUAACUAUAUAUAUGGACGAAAGGCGAGGUGAUGAACUCUCCUCUUAUCAUUCAGAUGCGCCUCUAAGAACACCCCUUUCCUGUUAUCUUCUCCCGUCCUCGACCUCCUCCUCAUCUUCUGUACUAUCAAUGGAAUCUUUGGUCAACGAAAAGUCUCCGCCACCGACUAUCCAAUUCCCGGUGAGCCACCUCAUAAGCUCCGCGGAGCGCCGCCGCCAAGAUGAUGAAGAAUGGAAGGGUUUAGAUGAAAUGGACUUCUUUGCUGACCAUACCAAGGAUAAUAAUGUCGUUAUCUCCGAUAGCAAGGAAGGUCUACACCGACAGGAACCCGACUUGGAUUUCAGCAUAAAUACUCGCUUGGGCCUUCAUACUGCAAAUAACGCUAACGAUCACUCAAUGGUGGAAGACAGGUUGCCACCUGCCGAUUGCGAGGAAAAUAACAUGAGUGAGCUAGAAGUGGUGAAAGCUGAUCUAGAGAGAAUAAGCAGUGAGAAUCAAGCCCUAAAGAAGAUGUUGCAUCAGGUGACGGACAACUAUAGUAAUCUUCAUAAGCAAAUGAUCACCUUGAUGCAACAACAAAAGAACGACAAUGGAAAACUAUUGAUACAACAAGACAACAACAACAACAAUAAUAGUAAUAACGACUCCUCUGGUAAUGGGGAGCGGCGAAAGUUGAGGCCAAGGCAGUUUGUGGAUCUUUGUUUGGCAACUGGAACAUCAAACGAAGCCGAUGAAACUUAUAAUAACCACUUGCCCCGCGCUGUGGAGAGAGCUUGUAGAUCGUCAGCAUCUGGAGAAGACAGCCCCGAGAAGGGGUCUUCAUCAUCUGGUUGGGGAGCCAACAAGGUUGUGCCGACACUUGAGGAAAGUGGUUGUGAUCAGGCUGCAGCCACCGAGGCAACCAUGAGGAAGGCCCGUGUCUGCGUUAGGGCUCGAUCCGAUUCACCAAUGGUACCUACAGGGCACUUCGAGCCAUGGACUGUGGCUACGGUCUGACAAGAAUAUUUCUGUCAUUAUGGCUUAUUCUGAUGCAGAUUGGGCUGGUUGUCCUGACAGCUCCCGUUCUACUACUGGCUAUGCCAUUUUUCUGGGAUCAAAUUUAAUCUCUUGGCGGUCCAAGAAACAACCCACGGUGUCAAAAUCUUCUACUGAAGCGGAGUACAGGGCCAUAGCCUAUACUGUUCAGGACACUCUUUUUGUUCGCUCACUGUUGGUCGACAUGGGGAUUGUUAUUUCUACUCCUGUUCAGCUACAUUGUGAUAAUGUGUCUGCAUCAUACUUAGUAGUAAAUCCCAUCCAGCAUGAUCGUAGCAAGCAUAUCAAGAUUGACUAUCAUUUUGUCCGAGAACGCGUGGCGCAUGGAGAUCUUGUUGUGAAGUACAUACCCACUCAGUUGCGGCUUGCUGAUAUAUUUACCAAGAAUUUAUCUAGUCAGCGUUUUGAAUUUUUGCGUUCCAAUCUGCGCGUUGUUUCCCCUGCACAGAUUGAGGGGGUGUAAUAAUGUAUUUAUCUAGGGAUUACUUUGUAAUCUUCAGCACUAUGUUUUAUUAUAAAUAUAAGGUCAAGGCACCCAAGAGGGUAAGCCAUUAUUUUCC
Molecule: messenger RNA, 4276 nt
Organism: Cuscuta epithymum
Lineage: Eukaryota; Viridiplantae; Streptophyta; Magnoliopsida; Solanales; Convolvulaceae
Source: the annotation of a GenBank genome assembly